CUUCUAGCCGUCGGGCUCUGGGUCCCUGGAGCCUCCUGCGCCGCCGAGGGGGCGGGCCCUGCAGCCUUUGUUGCCGCAGGCCGGGUCCCGACGCGGGAGCGGCGCGCGGGCCCGGCAUGUCCUGAGCCGGACCGGGACCGGGCAGCGAGCGGACGGGACGGACGAGAGCGCGCGCGCGGGGCCCCCCCUCGGCGCCGCCCGCCCCGGCCAUGCCCGGCCGCCCCAGCCCCGCGCCGCGGCUGCGCCCCCUGCUCCUGCUGCUCUGCGCCGUGGCGCCCGGCGACCCCGGACCCGCACCAGGGAGCGGCGCCGACGGCCGCGCGGCGCUGGACGUGGUGCACCCGGUGCGCGUGGACGCGGGCGGCGCCUUCCUGUCGUACGAGCUGUGGCCGCGCGCGCUGCGCAAGCGGGACGUGUCCGCGCGCCGCGCCGCGCCCGCCUUCUACGAGCUGCAGUACCGCGGGCGCGAGUUGCGCUUCAACCUGACGGCCAACGCGCACCUGCUGGCGCCCGGCUUCGUGAGCGAGACGCGGCGGCGCGGCGGCCUGGGGCGCACGCACAUCCGCGCCCGCGCGCCCGCCUGCCACCUGCUCGGCGAGGUGCAGGACCCCGAGCUGGAGGGCGGCCUGGCGGCCAUCAGCGCCUGCGACGGGCUGACAGGUGUGUUCCGCCUCUCCAACGAGGACUACUUCAUCGAGCCCCUGGAGGGUGUGCCCGCCCGUCCUGGCCACGCCCAGCCCCACGUGGUCUAUAAGCGCCAAGCCCCAGAGAGGGGGGCGGAGCUGAGGGGCUCCAGAGCUCCCGGCACCUGCGGGGUACCAGCGUCCACGGAACCGGAGGCCCGGCGAGAGCGUUGGGAGCAGCGGCAGCAGUGGCGUCGGCAGCGCCCGAGGCGGCUGCAUCAGCGCUCGGUCAGCAGGGAGAAGUGGGUGGAGACCCUGGUGGUCGCCGACACCAAGAUGGUGGAGUACCAUGGGCAGCCGCAGGUCGAGAGCUACGUGCUGACCAUCAUGAACAUGGUGGCCGGCCUGUUUCAUGACCCCAGCAUCGGGAACCCCAUCCACAUUACCAUCGUGCGCCUCGUCCUGCUGGAGGAUGAGGAGGAAGACCUGAAGGUCACGCACCACGCGGACAACACCCUGCGCAGCUUCUGCAAGUGGCAAAAGAGCAUCAACAUGAAGGGGGACGCGCACCCGCUGCACCACGACACCGCCAUCCUGCUCACCAGGAAGGACCUGUGUGCGGCCAUGAACAGGCCCUGUGAGACCCUGGGCCUGUCCCACGUGGCGGGCAUGUGCCAGCCGCACCGCAGCUGCAACAUCAACGAGGACACGGGCCUGCCGCUGGCCUUCACGGUGGCCCACGAGCUCGGACACAGUUUUGGGAUUCAGCACGACGGAAGCGGCAAUGACUGCGAGCCCGUGGGGAAACGGCCUUCCAUCAUGUCUCCACAGCUCCUGUACGACACCGCCCCCCUCACCUGGUCCCGCUGCAGCCGCGAGUACGUCACCAGGUUCCUGGACCGGGGGUGGGGCCUGUGCUUGGACGAUGCUCCCACCAAGGAUGUCAUCGACUUCCCCUCGGUGCCACCCGGGGUCCUCUACGACGUGGGCCACCAGUGCCGCCUCCAGUAUGGGGCCUAUUCGGCCUUCUGUGAGGACAUGGACAAUGUGUGCCACACACUUUGGUGCUCCGUGGGGACCACCUGUCACUCCAAGCUGGAUGCAGCUGUGGACGGCACCAGGUGUGGGGAGAGCAAGUGGUGUCUGAACGGGGAGUGUGUUCCUGUCGGCUUCCGGCCUGAGGCUGUGGACGGCGGCUGGUCGGGCUGGAGCGCCUGGUCCGUCUGCUCGCGGAGCUGUGGUGUGGGCGUGCAGAGUGCUGAACGGCGGUGCACACAGCCUGUGCCCAAGUACAGCGGCAAGUACUGUGUGGGCGAGCGGAAGCGCUUCCGGCUGUGCAACCUGCAGGCCUGCCCCCCCGGCCGCCCCUCGUUCCGCCACGUCCAGUGCAGCCACUUUGACGCCAUGCUCUACAAGGGCCAGCUACACACCUGGGUGCCGGUGCUCAACGACGCCAGCCCCUGUGAGCUGCACUGCCGGCCUUCGAGCGAGUACUUUGCUGAGAAGCUCAGGGACGCUGUGGUGGAUGGCACCCCCUGCCACCAGGGCCGGCCCGGCCACGACCUCUGCAUCAAUGGCAUCUGCAAGAACGUGGGCUGUGACUUCGAGAUUGACUCGGGUGCUGUCGAGGACCGCUGUGGCGUGUGCCACGGCAACGGCUCCACCUGCCACACUGUGAGCGGGACCUUCGAGGAGUCUGAGGGCCUGGGGUACGUGGACGUGGGGCUGAUCCCGGCUGGUGCCCGUGAGAUCCGCAUCGAGGAGGUGGCUGAGGCCGCCAACUUCCUGGCCCUGCGGAGCGAGGACCCUCACAAGUACUUCCUCAACGGGGGCUGGACCAUCCAGUGGGGCGGGGACUACCCGGUGGCGGGCACCACCUUCACGUACGCGCGCACAGGCAACUGGGAGAACCUCACGGCCCCCGGCCCCACCGACGAGCCCAUCUGGAUCCAGCUGCUCUUCCAGGAGAGCAACCCCGGGGUGCGCUACGAGUACACCAUCCACAGGGAGGAGGGUGGCCACGGCCACGGCCACGGCCAGCCGCCCGAGUUUUCCUGGAGCUACGGGCCCUGGAGCCAGUGCACGGUCACCUGUGGCACAGGUAUGCAGAGGCAGACUGUGCACUGUACCGAGCGACAGGUGGGGCCCGUGGACGAGAGACACUGUGACCCCCUGGUCCGGCCUGAUGACCGCCAGAGGCAGUGCAGCGAGGAGCCGUGCCCUGCCCGGUGGUGGGCAGGGGAGUGGCAGGCAUGUUCCCACUCCUGCGGGCCCGCGGGCCUCUCCCGCCGCUCUGUGCUCUGCAUCCGCGGUGUGGGGCCGGAUGAGCAGAGGGCCCUGCAGCCGCCUGCCUGCGAGCACCUCCCCCGGCCCCCUGCCGAAAGUCCUUGUAACCGUGAGGUGCCCUGCCCCGCCACCUGGGCCGUGGGGAACUGGUCUCAGUGCUCGGCUACGUGCGGGGAUGGCGCCCGGCUCCGGAGUGUCCUCUGCACCAACAACACUGGCGUCCCCUGUGACGAGGCGCGGCGGCCGGCCAGCAAGGCUACCUGCUCUCUGCCGCCCUGUCCGCGGACCCUGGACGUGCUGGGCCCCGAAGGCUCGGGCAGCGGCUCCUCCUCCAGCCACGAGUUCCUCAACGAGAUCGACUUCAUCCCCCCGCGCCUGGCCCCACGCCCCCCGCCCCCCUCGUCACCCGAGCCGACCGGCGUGGGCAACGCCAUCGAGGAGGACCCUGGGCUGGGCCCGCCAGGGCCCGUGUUCGUUGACGAUUUCUACUAUGACUACAAUUUCAUUAACUUCCAUGAGGACCUCUCUUACGGGCCCUUGGAGGACCCCGCCCCAGACCUGGCAGGUGCGGGGGACUGGACACCCCCGCCCCUGAGCAGUCCCGCUGAGCCCCCCACAGCCACCCCCCUGCCGGCCUCAGAGCUUCCUGGGACGCCGGGAGGCGGGUCGCCUGCCCCUGGGCCCAGCCAGGCUGGCCUCUCCCCGCCCCCACCCUCAGAGCAGACCCCCGGGGACCCCCUGGUCAAUUUUUUGCCUGAGGAAGACACCCCUGUUGAGGCCCCAGACCCUGGGCUCCCCAGCUUGCCCCGGCCCCCCACUCCAGCCGGUGGCACGGAGAAACCGGCUGCCCCUGGGAGCCAAAACAGGGCCCUGGGAGGGGAAGACAGCCAGAGCUGGACGUCCCCUCCGUGGUGGGAGAGGACCAACGAGCUGUCCGAGGAGGAGGGUACCGGCCCCCCCCAAGGGCCCCACCCCACCCCACCAGCCUCACCCGCCACGGGCCCCAGCCACUCCUCCCCCAGUCCCGACGCAGGAUCGCUGUGGACAGCUGGGACUGUGGCCUGGGAGCCAACUCUGAACGGUGGCCUGGGGCCUGCGGACAGUGAGCUGUGGCCCAGCACUGGGGGGGCUCCUGCCCCUCCUCCUCCGCCGGUCGCUCAGCCAGAGACCCGGGACGGGGACAGCACCCUGGAGCCGGGGCCUCCCACCCCUUGGACCCCGGCAGCACCAGGAGCCUUCCUCCUGCCGGCCCCGGGCCCAGGACUUGUGGGCCCCGAGUCCCCUGGUUCCGUGGUGUUCACACCAGCUCAGGACGGCUCGGCCAAUGGCAGCAUCAUCCCUGAGGCCCAGCCAGACCCCAGCCUGGCCGUGCACCUGCCCCCUGCUGGGAAUGCCAGCUGGGAAGUGGGCAACUGGAGUGAGUGCUCCACCACCUGCGGCCUGGGUGCCAUGUGGAGGCCCGUGCGCUGCAGUUCGGGCCGGGAGGACGACUGUGCCCCCGAGGGCCGGCCCCAGCCCGCCCGCCACUGCCACCUGAGGCCGUGUGCUGCCUGGCAUGCGGGCAACUGGAGUAAGUGCUCCCGCAGCUGUGGCGGAGGGUCCUCGACGCGGGACGUGCAGUGCGUGGACACGCAGGACCUCCGGCCUCUGCGGCCCUUCCACUGCCAGCCGGGGCUGGCCAUGCCACCGGCCCGCCGUCCCUGCGGCGCCCAGCCCUGCCUCAGCUGGUACGUCUCUUCCUGGAGAGAGUGCUCAGAGGCUUGUGGCGGUGGCGAGCAGCGGCGUCUGGUGACCUGCCCGGAGCCGGGCCUCUGCGAGGAGACCCUGAGACCCAACAGCACGCGGUCCUGCAACACCCAGCCCUGUACCAAGUGGGUGGUGGGGCCCUGGGGCCAGUGCUCGGCCCCCUGUGGUGGCGGUGUGCAGAGACGCCUGGUCAGGUGUGUCAACACCCAGACUGGGCUGCCCGAGGAGGACAGUGACCAGUGUGGCCACGAGGCCUGGCCCGAGAGCUCCCGGCCGUGCGGCACCCAAGACUGUGAGCUCGGCGAGGCUCCACGCUGCGAGCGGGAUCGCCUGUCCUUCGGCUUCUGUGAGACCCUCCGCCUCCUGGGCCGCUGCCAGCUGCCUGCCGUCCGCACCCAGUGCUGCCGCUCCUGCCCCCUACCAGGCCACGGGGUCCCCUCCCGCGGCCAUCAGCGUGUCGCCCGCCGCUGACCCACUCCAGCCAGGCCAGGCCGCACGAACAGACCGUCCCAGACGCACGGACCUCAUGCCCCAGUGCGGGCUGCACCCCAAAGGUGCUAACCCGGCCCGCUGACGGCGGGCUAGGGAUCUCUCACCCCAAGAAAGGUAUUUUUUUAACAGUCUGCAGAACGUUAUUAUUGUUAUACAUAAAUGAGCACUAUGGUUUCGA
Prionailurus viverrinus (fishing cat) is the source of this 5325-nucleotide messenger RNA. RefSeq names its product ADAM metallopeptidase with thrombospondin type 1 motif 7 (gene ADAMTS7). Gene Ontology annotation, cellular component: extracellular matrix. Gene Ontology annotation, molecular function: metalloendopeptidase activity. The record is from RefSeq and is a predicted model, not a curated record. The coding region runs from base 210 to 5126 and encodes 1638 amino acids. The transcript has 24 exons. NCBI's taxonomy places the organism in Eukaryota, Metazoa, Chordata, Mammalia, Carnivora, Felidae. Gene Ontology annotation, biological process: extracellular matrix organization; proteolysis.